Molecule: messenger RNA, 2722 nt
Organism: Polyodon spathula (Mississippi paddlefish)
Lineage: Eukaryota; Metazoa; Chordata; Actinopteri; Acipenseriformes; Polyodontidae
Gene: bcl7ba
Product: BAF chromatin remodeling complex subunit BCL7B a
Exons: 6
Coding region: 46-654 (202 amino acids)
Source: RefSeq, a predicted model, not a curated record
GGACAGACCGGAGAUAAAAAAAAAAAAAAAGAAACCAGGUUGAAAAUGUCGGGCCGCUCGGUUCGAGCCGAGACCCGCAGCCGCGCCAAAGAUGAUAUUAAAAAGGUGAUGGCGGCCAUCGAAAAGGUCCGCAGAUGGGAGAAGAAGUGGGUGACCGUGGGAGACACGUCGCUCAGGAUAUUUAAGUGGGUACCAGUUGCGGAUACCAAGGAGAAGAGCAAAAGCAAAGCCAAUGGAAACACAGGGAGAGAAGUCAAGAGGUUCCCUACUGAUUCAGCAGCGGAAAGCAACCGCUCUGUCCUGCUGGACUUUCUGGAUGAGAACAGUAACCAGAGCUCGCUGUCGGAUUCCUACCAGCCCAAAGUGGACAGCAGCAGCAACUCGAGCCCCCAGCCCAGCGAGCCGGUGAGCCCAGCCCACACCUUGGACUUCCGGACAGACGACUCGCAGCCUCCCACGCUGGGCCAGGAGAGCAUGGAGGAGCCGUCAUUGCCGACCUGUGAAGUUGCGGAAGAGCCUCCCACACUGAUUAAAGAGGAUCUCUUACCACUGAGCGCUCAAGUGGCGGAGGAAGACUAUGAUUCUGGGGCGCCUCCUCUGAAGAGAAUUUGUACAGAACAAAACUCAGUCCUCCAGCCUGUAUCACAGAGCUAGCUGCAUUAUAACUGCAUUGGUUAUGAUUUCUUGUUCAUGAUGAACACAUUUUAAGGCUAUCCAUCCACAGUACAUGCGACCGGGAACCCCGACUGCCCUGGACUGGAGGGACCACCAUCCAAAAUCAGUUUAAUUCAGUACCCAGUCCCACCCAAUGCUCUUUUUUUAAAACUGACUACUGAAGAUGUGGUGAAUUGCACAGUGUUGGUUUUGUGAGAGAGACUGAGCUGCAGCCCACCAAACCCAUUUUACUAACGGUCUAUGAAUCCAGGGUCAAAAUGUAGUCUUCAGAGGGUGGUAUUUGUUACUGUGGAGUUUUAACAAUGCUCUGUUGCCUGAUAUAAACGUAGAUUGUAUAUAUAUAUAUAUAUAUAUAUAUAUAUAUAUAUAUAUAUAUAUAUAUAUAUAUAUAUAUAUAUAUAUAUAUACUGUACACACACAUACAAAUGUUUGAGAAAUUGUUGAAUGAAAAACCUUAGAGGAGCUGUUUUACUGGUUUAUGCAUAUGUCACGUUUUACCUACUGUGAAGUGUGAGUAGAUGAUGAACAGAAAAUACCUUCUUUAUCAAGCUGUGUACUCUGAGGUGCAAGUUUUGAAAUUGUUUCAGCAACUGUACAAAACUGGUGAGAAUCAACCUCAGGCGGUUAACUAAAGGGGCACCGUCAGAUAGGCAUCUCUUAGUUUUCAGAUCAGCUGAUCACGCUGGGAGUGCUGAUGCGUACACGUGGAUCGCUGCCUCACGGAUUGCCCAGGUUGAUUUCAUUUUGGGAAGUUAGCAAACCCAGCGGGUGAAAGCCCAAGGUUCUCGUACGCUCCCUGUCAGGGAGGAUGGGGACUUGCUGUUUUUUAUUAGCCCUGCCAGGUAUGAGAUGAUCAACUAGUGAAUGAACACGGCUUUCAGUGCCUUCCGCUAGUCAGUGAAGACAGUGCUAGUGAAAACAGCAAGUGCAGCACUCUGCUUCCCUGCCUCCGAACUCUACAUGUGAUAUCAAGAUGCUGUUUGUUUUUGUAACACAAAUCAUGUAUGAAGUAACUAGUAUUAGCUCAAAUGUAAUGUAUUGUUUUUAUUUUAUUUUAAAUCUGCUAAACACCCUCCCUGUUUGUUGUAAACUGUGUGCAGGGUGAUUUUUAUACAUGCCGAAAAGAAAAGACCUUUGGGGAAGCUAUAUAUAUAUAUAUAUAUAUAUAUAUAUAUAUAUAUAUAUAUAUAUAUAUAUAUAUAUAUAAAUUGGAUUUUAUUGAAACUCAGUAUUUUGCUAUACUUGCAAAAAAUCUUUUUUGCAAGUUGAUUUUAUAGAUUUUGUUGAUUGAAGACGUCUGCUGCUUUACAGACCCUUGAACAUUUUACAGGCGCUUCGUGUGUGAUAUUAUCAAUAUAACAAAAAGACCGUUUGCAGUAAGCGUAAUUGCCUUUUUAGUUUGAAAUGAAUUGGCUUUGAAGACGCCAUUACCGCUGCCUGCUGCAGCAUGGUCUGCUUGCUGGUACAGUAGAUUGUGGGGUCGGUACAAUUCAUCUAAAAGAUGGUGGCUCUGAAUACCACUGUUGUCUGAAUAAUUGUAAAAGUUGUCUGGGAAAACCUGUGUGUGUGUGUGUGACUCUAUUAAGGGCAUUUUUCUAUUUCAAUUAAGUACAUUGUCAGGUUUGUUCUCAGUGUAUUCUUUAGUAAGCAGGCCAGUCACUGAUUAUCUCAUUUGAAUAGACAGCUACAUGUUUAAUCUUCAAAUAUAUGUUUAUCUCACCAAUAAUUUACUGUGAGUGGAUAUCCACAAACCACCAGCAUCGUACAAUCAUAACUGCCAGCAGAAAUACAAUCGACGAGUUCACUGCGAGGUACCUUUACCAUCUGUGACUGUCCCAGGUGGCAUUGCAGUACUACAUGGCUGUAAAUCAAGCCAGACCUGGCUUCUGACUGACAGCACGACUGUCCACUAAGUGUUCAACCCAUGGCACCACUGUGUUUUAACAACAGCAUGUUUCUGAUUUUAUGAACAUUGUUCAAACAAGGCUACUGAAAGAUGCAUUUUAGCACUGUAUUUUAUAAAUGACAAUAAAAACUAAUGAAUAUA